Equus quagga is the source of this 4433-nucleotide messenger RNA. It is a transcript of the gene EIF2S1, whose product is annotated as eukaryotic translation initiation factor 2 subunit alpha. NCBI's taxonomy places the organism in Eukaryota, Metazoa, Chordata, Mammalia, Perissodactyla, Equidae. The record is from RefSeq and is a predicted model, not a curated record. Gene Ontology annotation, cellular component: eukaryotic 48S preinitiation complex; multi-eIF complex; eukaryotic translation initiation factor 2 complex. The transcript is spliced from 9 exons. The coding region runs from base 691 to 1638 and encodes 315 amino acids. Gene Ontology annotation, molecular function: translation initiation factor activity; ribosome binding; RNA binding.
AGGUGCGCGCACCGCGGGAGUGCCCCUCAAUUCCGGUUCGCUUCCUAGCCCCUCCCCCUUCAGCUCCCAGGCGGCUGCGCAAGGCGCUGCACGCGAGGGGCGAAAGAACAGGCUACACUCCUCUCUUCCUCCACUUUUCGUCUCUGGUUACAGCGCCACCUCAUGGUUGACUGAAGCUUUGACAGAAGAUUAGUUCUUCUGGGACAAGAAAUCAGAAUCCUACAUCUUCCCUGCGCCUUUAAGGUUAGUUAGCGAAAACUAAAAAUAGCGAGAAAACGUACUUUUCAGGUCCUCUUAUGAACUACAUUCUUCCCUGUUCUCGGAGGACCUGGACUCUAUGGUCAGUGACGAAGAGGGGCGUCUUCUUUCGGCGCAUGCGUGAUGCGAGGUGGUUCCGCAUGCGCAGUGGGGUUAAGCGAAGCGCACGCUGAGGAGCUUCGGCGGUCGGUGAGAGUGGAUCCGGUCUGAGUUUUCGGUUAAAGAGCGUGGCGCGGGUCCCCAGUGCGGGAUUCACACACAUACCUCAGGUCUCAGAAUACUUUAUAGAUGGUCAUUAUUUUUUAUGGUUCCUCUGAAAGUGAUGGCAGAGAAUCACCCAAGCCUUACAAAAAUUUGGAGCAAAAUAAAAAUUAAAGCUUGGUUCCUGAACAUCUGGCUUUCAUCUGGUAUCAUUUAAGAAGUUUGAAAAGAAUGCCGGGUCUAAGCUGUAGAUUUUAUCAACACAAAUUUCCUGAGGUGGAAGACGUAGUGAUGGUGAAUGUAAGGUCCAUUGCUGAAAUGGGGGCUUACGUCAGCUUGCUAGAGUACAACAAUAUUGAAGGCAUGAUUCUUCUUAGUGAGUUGUCCAGAAGGCGUAUCCGUUCUAUAAACAAACUCAUCCGAAUUGGCAGAAAUGAAUGUGUGGUUGUCAUUAGAGUGGACAAAGAAAAAGGAUACAUUGAUUUGUCAAAAAGAAGAGUUUCUCCAGAGGAAGCAAUCAAAUGUGAAGAUAAAUUCACCAAAUCCAAAACUGUUUACAGCAUUCUUCGUCAUGUUGCUGAGGUGUUAGAGUACACCAAGGAUGAGCAGCUGGAAAGCCUGUUCCAGAGGACUGCCUGGGUCUUUGAUGACAAGUACAAGAGACCCGGAUACGGUGCCUAUGAUGCGUUUAAGCAUGCAGUCUCGGACCCCUCUAUUUUGGACAGUUUAGAUUUGAAUGAAGAUGAACGGGAAGUACUCAUUAACAAUAUUAAUAGGCGUUUGACCCCACAGGCAGUCAAAAUUCGAGCAGAUAUUGAAGUGGCUUGUUAUGGUUAUGAAGGCAUUGAUGCCGUAAAAGAAGCCCUGAGAGCAGGUUUGAAUUGUUCUACAGAAACUAUGCCCAUCAAGAUUAAUCUAAUAGCUCCUCCUCGGUAUGUGAUGACUACAACAACCCUGGAGAGAACAGAAGGUCUCUCUGUCCUCAAUCAAGCUAUGGCUGUUAUCAAAGAAAAGAUUGAGGAAAAGAGGGGUGUCUUCAAUGUGCAAAUGGAGCCCAAAGUGGUUACAGAUACAGAUGAGACCGAACUUGCAAGGCAACUGGAGAGGCUUGAGAGAGAAAAUGCAGAAGUGGAUGGAGAUGAUGAUGCAGAAGAAAUGGAAGCCAAAACUGAAGAUUAACUUUGUGGGAAACAGAGUCCAGUUUAAGGAACACAGAGCAGCCCUUCCUGGCUGUAAACCCUAGACUUGAAAGUUUUCCAGUAUUGAAAACUUCAAAGCUGAAUAUUUUUUAUUUCCAAGUAUUUAAAUGUUCCAGCAGACCAAAACGUGAAAUGCCCUCCUGAAUGUCAGCUGUUUUCACAUAGUAGCUCUAAUACAUUUUUAAGGGAGUGGCCUGAUUUCACUAGACACAAAUCUUUAAGCUAAGAACAGUCAUAAAAUUGGGCUUGUGGUUUCCAUUUCUGAUGUCUCCACAUUGGCACCCCCUCGUAGUUCAGUGCUCCCGUGAGAUUUGCCAGGGGCACCCAAAGCAAAUAGUCCCAACCUUUCUAUAUAAAAUGUAUCAAGCAAACAUUAAAUAAAUUUCUGGGAUAUUUAACCAUAGGUUUCUUCCUUCUUAUCACCAGUUAAAAGCAUUAUGAAUACUUAAGACCCUAAUUCUAUUAUCUUCAUUUUAGCCUAGAUGUAGAAAUAAAAGGGCAGGUGACCAAAGGAUCUACAGAGCAGAUCCUUUCAAAAGGAGGAUUUAGAAAAAAUUUUACCUUUAAUCACAAUGAAAGCUGACUCUUAGGGAAAAAAAGCCUUAAAAUGCAAUUAAAGAUUACAUUGGUUGUAUGCCUUUUACCUAUUUGAGACUGAUGACAACAUGUGGUAUGAGGGAGAGUUUAUCACACUGCAUUGUUGGUGCACUAAGCUGCUUGCCUUGAGUUUGUAAUUCAGGGUGGUAAAGUAUGGUUUUUUCCUUAAAUGCUGCUUCUCUAAUUUAGUUAUUUUGAGUAUCAUCGCACAGCUUUUGAUUUUUUUCCCAUUAAAAUAUUCACUAGGUGCCACCGAGAACUUCAGUUCUCUUUAUAACAGAAUAGGGAUGUUUGAACACAAUUACAACAAUAUUUCUACAUGUUUCCAUCAUUUUUAUCUUUAAGAACUAAUUAUUUUAAAGGUAUAUAAAUUUAAAGAUAAAUCAUAAAUAUAAAGGUGAAUAAAUUUCAUAGAUAACAUAUGGUUUGAAGUUAUAGCUACAGUAGCCAGGGUGUAGAAAGUCUUGAGUUACUUUGGUCUGCCUCAUAGAUUUAAUCUCAAGAUACUUGAGGUUUUAAAUAUAUUAAUUUUAUUAAUUAUUCCUAAGAAUAGCUAUUUAAAUACUUAGAAGAUAAACCUAACCCAUGCUGGUCAAUCCAGGACUAGACUCAAUAUUAAAGGGACUGAAAAACAGCAGAGUGUGUUGGUGAGACAGUUUGGCCAUUUGUGAAAGUUUGUCCCUUUGUCUAAUUUAGCAGAUUACAAGCUUUUUAAAUCCAGAAGUCUAAUUUCAUAUGGCCAUUUCCACAAGGGAGUUGUGAUUGCUAGCUAGCAUGCUGCACUGGGAAUAUUUAGAGGAUAAUCCAGAUGUGCUCAAAACUGGCACAUAAUUUCCACCACUGUCUUUGAGGAGUCAAAAAAGAAGUCUGUAAAGCUUGCAGCAUCAAGAAUGUCAUUGAAAUAGAAAGGUGUUCCUUAAAUGUUUGCUGUAGGCAGGGGAAUUGAAUUUUUACUGAAUUUUUUAAUACUUCAGAAGCCAUAACUGUUGAGAAAUAAGGUGGCCUCUGUGGUGAGUGGUUUUAUCCCAUGCAGGCCUUUUGCUCAAUUCCAUAACAAUUUCACAAAUUUAUGACCCUUGCCAGAGAAGAGAUCAAUACCUCACUGACACCAUAAAAGAGAAAACUAACUCAAAGUAUAAAUAUAUCCUGCUGACCUAAAAGUAUCCCUUUCCACUAUGGGGACAGGAUACACACCCAGUUCCAAAUAACUCGAAGGACAGAUUGACUAAGACAACUGACCAGCUUAUCCAAAUCUUGACUCUCUCCCUAAAAAGCUUCUUCAUUAAAAAUUAAUUUCGUCUAUUCCCCAUUCUGCUUUUGAGGUCAAGUGGUUAUCAACUCAUAUAACUGAAGAUUAGCAAUAGUUUGGUUCUCAUUUAUGCAUAAAUUAAUUGAAAUAAAAAAUUGCCAAGAAAAAAUACAAACAUUCAAACUGUUUUUCAUGUUUUAUAGGAAAACAGGACAAACCAGUACUUAGGUGGAUAACGCUCAGCCACUGAGUGGGAGCCUACAGAGGUGGGCCCAGCCCUGCAUCAUGCUGAGCAGUGCAGUUGUGACCGUUGCCGUGCUUCCAGACACUCUUGACCUAGCUCCCUACCUUUACAUCAAGGACCAUUAAAUGAAAAUGGUUCAGGAUUUUUAAAAAUUCAGGUGCUAGUAUCUUGGUGAGAGUUGUUCCCUGAUUUGCCUCAAGCUGAUGGUCAUUUACUUUUCAAUGCGUGAAGAUUCUGGUGUCUCCUAUACAGAGUAGAUGCAGUUGUGCCAAUUUGGAGUCAAGAAGCCAUCAAACCAAAUACAGUUUAAUUCCAAAAAACACCUGUUGAUAAUUUAAAAAGCAAUAAAGAAACUAAUUCCAGGGACAUUAGACCUUGGUGAAAUGCCAAAUGGAAAAUGGUGCUUUAAAAGGCAGUCUCUUACAGUGUAAGGAAUAAAGUAAAACCUCAUUAACUUGGAAUUCCUGAUCAUUCAGGGCAGGUAUUCUAAACAAGAUUAAGAGGAGACAGUUCAAACUAUUUAAGAGGACAAAUUUUUACUUACGUACUUUGGAAGUAUCUACUCCCCUUAAGUGUAAGUUACAUAUCUAUUCAUUAAAGGCAGUCUAAGUGCUUGGCAAGAAUGCUGGGAGUAGCUUGUGCCAGAUUACUGUAUAAACUUGAAAGUAAUAAAAAUAUUUUUAAA